This is a messenger RNA of Cladocopium goreaui, 846 nucleotides long. The record is from the annotation of a GenBank genome assembly. NCBI's taxonomy places the organism in Eukaryota, Dinophyceae, Suessiales, Symbiodiniaceae.
AUGUGGCCUGUAGCCACCGCGCCAACGUCUUUGCCAGAACCAGCCCCAGCUGGGAGUGUGGAGGUGCGCUGCCCCCGGCAAGCAUCUUUUCCUGGCAAUUGCCUGCAGGUGCUGUGCGAACUUUUGUUCACCUCGUAUUUCUUCUUCUGGCCUGUUGGCACAGUCGUUUGGCUUGCUCUGUCGCCGUGGGCGCUGGGCGCAUGUUCGUGGAGGGCUUUGUGGUCCUUUUCCGCUCUUUACACCAUACAGCUCUUCGCAUACAAACCUCACCUGGGGAAAGGUUGGCCGUUCCACUGGCUCCUUUAUGGGCCACUUGUGGACUAUGUCCUUUCAUACCACAACGCUACAAUCAUUAGAGAAGGCCCUGCACCAGACCCCAAGGGUAAGUACCUCUUCGCAAUGUAUCCCCAUGGUGUCUACGGAGUUUGCCGAGCUUUCUCUGGCGGAGUGGGGUGCUGGCGCACACUCUUCCCAGGCAUCUCUGCUCGUUGGGGCAGCUUUGGCGCAGCUUUCUUCCUACCAGGCAUCCGCGAGAUGUCGCUUUUCAGCGGCUGCCUAGAUGCCUCCAAGCCAAUUUUGGAGCGUGCUAUCUCUCGAGGUGAGAACCUGAUUCUUCUUCCAGGAGGUAUUGAUGAGAUGAACCUGACCGAUGGUGAGUCCAAGGAGACCCAGCUAGUGAUGACGGACCGGAAAGGCUUCGUCAAGAUCUCCAUUGAGAACGGCUUGGACAUCAUUCCAGGCUUCUGCUUUGGCGAGAAGUGGAUCCAUCAUACCUUCCGUCUUCCACAUUUUAUUCAGAGCCUUCUGCGGCCCUUGAGGCUCAGCGGCACUUUGUCGGCAGCCUAG